Molecule: messenger RNA, 2811 nt
Organism: Fomitopsis serialis
Lineage: Eukaryota; Fungi; Basidiomycota; Agaricomycetes; Polyporales; Fomitopsidaceae
Exons: 8
Coding region: 1-2811 (936 amino acids)
Source: RefSeq, a predicted model, not a curated record
AUGUCUUGCCCCACGUUCGACUUCAGCGACCCGUCCAAGGCUCGCAAAACGAUGCAGCGCUUUGCAGCGCACCUCAAGGCCGCGGUGAACGCGUCGCCUGCCGACCUUCUGGACCUCACCAAGAAAGUGGGGAAGAUUCUGUACGACAACUGCGACGCGAUUGUCGCUGCUGCAAGAGGUGGCGCGCUAAUGCCGAGGAUCGUCGGAUACGCGUACGAGGAGUACAUCGGCCAGCUCGACUUCUUCCUGGCCAACAUCAAGGAGGACGACGACCGCGAGUUGACGUCAAUUCCGCAGGAGUUGGUCGCCGAUCUUCCCGUUCCCCAGAUCAUGGUGGACUCUUUGGCUGGGUGGUGGGAUAAGUUUGAGAUUCCCGACGACGGAAGUAGUCAAGACACUGCGCACGCGCAGGACGGAGACAACGAGGCGGCUCAGGACCCACAGCCCGGACCGAGCACAGGAAGCAAACGGCGGCGUGCGGAGUCAACCGCGCCGAAGAAGAAGGUCUCGGAGACCGACAACGACCUGGCGAAGCCACCCCCUCCAAAGCGGUCGAGGGUUGAGGCCAAGGGCAAGAAAGCGGACUCGCCCGCUCAGGUCUCUGACGGUGGGGAGCCCGAGGUGGAUGUCCCCGAGCCGAAGACACGAGCAUCGAGGCCGCCAGCGAAGAGCAGGAGCUCGUCGGCAGCGGCCGGGAAGAAGGACGCUCCUCCCGAGCCUAAGAAAAAGGUCCUCCGGAGGACCCCUGCUCAAACCAAGACGGCACCGACCAAGACGGCACCGACCAAGACGGCCCCGAUCAAGACGGCCGCGACCAAGACGGCCGCGACCAAGACGGCACCUCCGCCGGCGAAGUCGAAGGCCAAGACCCCGGCGUCGGCGAUGAAGAGCCAAGCGUCUGCCUCCGGAUCCGCGGGAACGAGCAAAAAGAAGACUGCUACGUUCGUGGACAACACGGACGAUGAGGACUCAGAUGCAAAGGAUGAGGAUAAUCUGGAGGACGAGAUCUCGCCGCUGCCCUGCGUCGCUUGCAAAAAGACGGGGCGAGAUUGCAAGUACACGCCGGUGGAAGACGAGAAGGGCGCGAAGAUGAUCCACCCGGCGCGAUGCGACACAUGCGGUCCCCCGUUCAACGCGUCCUGCUCGCUCGUCCCCUUCAACCUUAUCACCGGCAAGGGAUAUCGAAGCUCCACGUCCUCCACGAUGGGAGCGAGGUUCCGCAAGUUCGCGGCCAAGCUGAUCAAGGACGGCAAAGCGCCACCACCUCGGGCGCUAUAUAACCCAACCCGCGACCAGUUCGUUCAAGACCUUGCGACGCUGGACGGUUGGGAGGGGAAGAUCUGCCCGAAGGCGAAGGCGCUCCAAGCGGCCGCGAAGGCCAAGGGGCCCAAAUACCUGCUCGAUGCGGAUGUCAAGGUUCCGGCCGAGAAGGCCGAGAAGAAGGCAAGCCGCUCGAAGAAAGGCAAGGGUAAAGCGAAGGCUGCCGCGUCAAGCGAGGAUGAGGACGAGGAGGUCGACGACGAGGAGGAGGACGAGGAGGAGGAGGAGGAGGAGGAGGAAGAAGCGCUGGCAGUCUUCACCCCCCCCCGCGAGGACGAGGAGUACCACGCCGAGGAGGAGAAGGACCAGCUUGUCGAGGAGCAGGACGAACUCGCGGGGGAUGUGGAUUGGCUUCAACCGGCGGGACACCAGCAGACAGCGACGGACGACGAGCAAACUGUCGACCAUCCGAUGGAGGAAGUCCACCAGCGUAUGAUGGCUGAAGCCGCGCUGGGCGAGGGCAAUGCCAUGGACGUUGAUCCGUCCAGCAAGGCCGAGGAAGACGCGUCCAGGCGGAGCUCCGCGCGCAUCAAGGGCAAACAGCGUCAAUCCGUUGCCCAGCCCGCCCCUGAAGCGGCUCCCGCCUCGCGGGCAAUUCCAAGUACAGUGAGAGUGUACGACAGGGAGGACUCGGAACUCGAGCUCGUACGCAUGCCUGAGCGUCCCGGACCUUCGUCGAGCACCCCGGCCUCGUUCCGCCCAGCCUCCUUGGGUCCACUGGAGGCGCUGAAGCUCGUGGAGGCUACACCGUACUUCACAGACGAUCGGGACGCCCAGCUCCGCGCCAUCGACGAAAACCUCAGGGUGGCUUGGGAUCUCAGGCCCAAGAUGGGCGCGCUGGGUGUGAGCUGGGAAAAACUCACGAAGGCAGUCGAGGGCGAGCGAAUCAUGCGUACUCGGGCAGAGCUGGCAAUCGACCAGCUGGUGCGGGCGUCGAACAAGAAGAACGUGGCUAUCCGGGCCUUGCACCACCGGGUCGAGACGCUUCAGGAGCAGCUCGAGGACGUCACCCGGGAGCAUCAGGACCAAAUUGCGUCGCUUGAGGCCAAGGUCGACGACCUCGUCACUUCGAGAAGCGAGUUUGAACAGGCCAGCGCAGGCUACGUGCACAGCGCGGUGGACAGGGCGGUCCGGCAGGUCAGGAUGGAGGGAAACGUGCUGCAUGCGGGCUGGCAGGCAGCAUUGCAAGGCGUGGCGAUGCAGCAGAACGACCUGAGGGAGCUCGUCGCGCAGGUACGCGCUCCCGUCCCCGCCAGCCAGCCUCGGAUCAAUCGAGCUGUCGGUGAGCCUGCGGUCGUUAUGACCAGCCAGCCCAAGACGGUGGACUCACAGCCGGAGCCGGCCUCGGAGUCCGCACCCAACAACGUGCUGGGGACCCCAGCGGACUCGGGUGAAGCUGUUCCUGGAUCAUCGACUCUGGGCGAAGCGCCCCAAGGAGACGACCGCGAGAUGGAUGUGGACUCGGCGCCGAACACGAUCGAAAACGUCUAG